This is a messenger RNA of Melanotaenia boesemani (Boeseman's rainbowfish), 667 nucleotides long. RefSeq names its product Sin3A-associated protein (gene sap18). Gene Ontology annotation, biological process: negative regulation of DNA-templated transcription. NCBI's taxonomy places the organism in Eukaryota, Metazoa, Chordata, Actinopteri, Atheriniformes, Melanotaeniidae. The transcript has 4 exons. Bases 109 to 570 code for a protein of 153 amino acids. Gene Ontology annotation, molecular function: transcription factor binding; transcription corepressor activity. Gene Ontology annotation, cellular component: nucleus. The record is from RefSeq and is a predicted model, not a curated record.
ACAUGACCGGAAAUCGAACGUCUCCCUCUCCGCUGGCUGCUUCUGCUGCAGUAAAAAUUAAAACGAGGAGGCUGAGAAAUUAAGCCAUAUUUUUGUGGAAAAAUAACAAUGGCCCUUGAAUCUCGCAUCACACAGGAGGAAAUAAAGAAGGAGCCAGAAAAGCCAAUUGACCGAGAAAAGACUUGCCCCCUCCUCCUGCGAGUAUUUACCACCAACAGCGGCCGACAUCACAGAGUAGACGAAUUUGCUCGAGGCAAUGUUCCUGCCAGUGAAUUGCAAAUAUACACCUGGAUGGAUGCAACUCUGAAGGAGCUAACCGGUCUAGUAAAAGAAGUGUAUCCAGAGGCCAGAAAAAAGGGGACACACUUCAGUUUUGCCAUCGUCUUCCCAGAUAACAGUAGGAAAAUGUAUAAUUUGAAAAAGAUUGGCAGCACCAUAUCUGGCAGAAAAGGCCCGGAUGACUCCAUGACGCUGCAGUCUCAACGUUUCCAGAUCGGAGAUUACCUGGAUAUAGCCAUCACACCACCUAACAGAGCUCCACCCCUCAACACACGCAUGAGACCCUUCUGAGCACAAACACAUCAACACGUUAUCGUUUCAGCCGUCUUAAAUGGCUUUUCUUUCUUUUAUAGAAACUUGAUGUUUAAUAAAGUUUUCUUUUUCCAAA